UGCGUCUGAUUGGCGGCUGAACUUUAGGUGGCUGAAGGUGGUACCUUGGAGAGCGGCGAGCAGCGCUCACUACACCAGAGUCCCGCUGAAGCGCCAUGCCUCGUUUUACUAUCCACAUCCGAGAUGAGUGGCUGGCAGUGCCCUGCCGGGAUACCACCAACACCAUCCGGUGGCUCGGACAUGAAGCUCUUAAACGUUACACGAAGAACAAACCAGACAACGGCGGCAUCACGGCUGUAAAGGACGCUCGUUUUGUUGUGCGCAGGUGCCAGGGCUCGGGUUUGUUGGACGCAGAUGACACCAUCGAGGAUGUACUGGUAGAUAAUGACUUCGUCGAGCUUGGUAAUGACCAUAUGGAUUUGAAAUCUAUUGAAGGCGACACCAUGUCUCCUGACUUUAUUCCGUGUGAGCCUGGAGUUUCUCAUCUUACAGCAGCAUACAGAGAACCUGGAGAAUAUAUUUCCUUGGAUGGCAACAGCCUGACAUCGACAGAUCUGGUCAACUUAGGAAGGGGACUCUACAAGAUAAAGCUGACUCUGGAGGCAGAAAGUAAAGUUGUGCAAUCCAGAGAGCUUUUGGACACCAUUGUCAAAGAAAACAAAGUUGUCUAUGGAAUCACAACAGGUUUUGGCAAAUUUGCUCGAACAGUCAUUCCUGUCAGCAAGCUCAAGGAGCUGCAGGAGAACUUGGUGCGGUCACACUCAGCAGGUGUGGGAAACCCGCUAAGUCCAGAAAGGACCCGCAUGCUGCUCGCUCUGAGGAUCAAUGUUCUGGCCAAAGGGCACAGCGGAAUUUCUCUGGAAACCCUUCAUGCCAUGAUCCAAGCCUUCAACGCUUCCUGCCUCUCCUUUGUCCCAGAGAAGGGAACAGUGGGUGCUAGUGGAGACCUGGCACCCCUUUCUCACCUGGCUCUGGGGCUGAUGGGAGAGGGUAGAAUGUGGUCUCCCAAGAGCGGAUGGGCAGAUGCCAAAUAUGUCCUGGAGGCCCAUGGACUGAAGCCAAUAUCACUAAAGCCUAAAGAGGGUCUUGCUCUGAUCAACGGGACCCAGAUGAUCACCUCUCUGGGGGCGGAGGCCGUGGAGCGAGCCCAGGCCAUUGCUCGACAGGCAGACAUCAUUGCUGCUCUGACCCUGGAGGUGCUAAAGGGAACCACCAAGGCCUUUGACAGUGACAUCCAUUCGCUGCGUCCCCACCCAGGACAGAUAGAGGUGGCCCAACGCUUCCGCUCACUGCUGGACUCUGACCACCAUCCAUCACAAAUUGCAGAGAGCCAUCGGUUCUGUGACAGAGUCCAGGAUGCCUACACCAUGCGAUGCUGUCCUCAGGUUCAUGGAGUCUGCAAUGACACAAUACAAUUUGUCCAGAACAUCAUCAAUACAGAAAUCAACAGUGCCACUGACAAUCCUAUGGUAUUUGCGGAAAGAGGUGAGACUAUUUCAGGUGGGAAUUUCCAUGGUGAAUACCCAGCUAAGGCUCUGGACUUUUUAGCCAUUGCAGUCCAUGAGCUGGCCUCUAUCAGUGAGAGGAGGAUCGAAAGGCUGUGUAACCCCUCUUUGAGUGAGCUGCCUGCCUUCCUCGUAAACGAGGGAGGACUCAACUCAGGCUUCAUGAUUGCUCAUUGCACUGCUGCUGCCUUGGUUUCAGAGAAUAAAGUUUUGUGUCAUCCAUCUUCUGUGGACUCAUUGUCCACCAGUGCUGCCACAGAGGACCAUGUGUCCAUGGGAGGCUGGGCUGCUAGGAAGGCCCUGAGGGUCGUGGAGCAUGUGGAGCAAGUUCUUGCUAUAGAGCUGUUGGCAGCCUGUCAAGGUAUUGAGUUCCUCCGCCCACUUCGUACCACCACUCCAUUGGAGAAGGUCUAUGAACUUGUGCGCAGUGUGGUCAAACCAUGGAUUAAAGACAGAUUCAUGUCACCAGACAUUGAAGCUGUUCACCGUCUUCUACUUGACCAGAAGGUGUGGAAUGUGGCCAAACCUUAUAUUGACAAGUAUCAGACAGAGUACAUCCCCGAGUCCCGUCCUGUCUCUCCUACUGCCUUCUCUCUGGAGUCUCCGGCAUCCCCGAGGAAGCGUGUUCGUCUUGAAUGAAAGCAUGUCCAGUUUUAGUUAUUUUGCAAUAACUAAAAUUCAAAAACAUUUAUUGAGACUUUUGUGGAUUUGAAUGAAAACCAACCAAAAUAUUUGAUUGAAGAUUGCAGAUUGAUUUGAAGAUGCAAUGUUGUUUUGACCCUUGUAGACUAAAUUAAAACUUUGAUUUCUGAUGUUUUUAAUCCUUGAAGUUAUCCUGGUAACUUAAGAACUGGGUUUACUAUAUUUCUCUAGUAAUUAUUGGGAGUUAACUUGCGCAUAGCCUGCCCUACACCACUGUGCUCUAGAGUUGUAUUUAUCUGAACUUUUGUAGUCCCUUUAAAAUGUUAAUUUAGUUUUUAUUACCACAUGACUACCUCAGCCAUUGUACCAUUUUCAUAUCAAAUAUUUUUAAUGAUGUAGCACAAACAUUACUAUGAUUAAAUGUUGUUUUUUUUGUGUAAUUAUAUUUGAAAUCUUAAAUGAUUGUCAUCUACACAUUCCCAACAGACAAUACAACAAUAAAAGUUUUUAAAGCUG
This is a messenger RNA of Siniperca chuatsi (mandarin fish), 2603 nucleotides long. It is a transcript of the gene hal, whose product is annotated as histidine ammonia-lyase. Bases 96 to 2084 code for a protein of 662 amino acids. Gene Ontology annotation, molecular function: histidine ammonia-lyase activity. The transcript is spliced from 20 exons. The record is from RefSeq and is a predicted model, not a curated record. Lineage: Eukaryota; Metazoa; Chordata; Actinopteri; Centrarchiformes; Sinipercidae. Gene Ontology annotation, biological process: L-histidine catabolic process. Gene Ontology annotation, cellular component: cytoplasm.